Mandrillus leucophaeus (drill) is the source of this 2890-nucleotide messenger RNA. RefSeq names its product leucine rich repeat containing 1 (gene LRRC1). Gene Ontology annotation, molecular function: protein binding. Bases 36 to 1553 code for a protein of 505 amino acids. Gene Ontology annotation, biological process: neurotransmitter receptor transport, endosome to postsynaptic membrane; neurotransmitter receptor transport postsynaptic membrane to endosome. The record is from RefSeq and is a predicted model, not a curated record. The transcript is spliced from 14 exons. NCBI's taxonomy places the organism in Eukaryota, Metazoa, Chordata, Mammalia, Primates, Cercopithecidae. Gene Ontology annotation, cellular component: postsynaptic density; adherens junction; postsynaptic membrane.
CGAGUAGGAAGCUCCGCGCGGCGGCGGGGGCGGCGAUGUUCCACUGCAUCCCCCUGUGGCGGUGCAACCGUCAUGUGGAGAGCAUCGACAAGCGCCACUGCUCGCUGGUCUAUGUCCCCGAGGAGAUCUACCGCUAUGCCCGGAGCCUGGAGGAGCUACUGCUGGACGCCAACCAGCUCCGCGAGCUGCCCGAGCAAUUUUUCCAGCUAGUCAAAUUACGAAAGCUUGGACUUAGUGAUAAUGAAAUUCAGCGGCUCCCUCCAGAAAUAGCAAACUUCAUGCAGCUGGUGGAACUAGACGUGUCUCGAAAUGAGAUUCCUGAAAUUCCAGAAAGCAUUUCAUUCUGUAAAGCACUGCAGGUAGCUGACUUCAGCGGAAACCCACUGACUAGGUUGCCAGAAAGCUUUCCUGAGUUACAGAAUUUUCUUUAUAACCUGGCUUCACUGGAACUGAGAGAGAAUCUUCUUACAUAUCUUCCUGACUCUCUUACCCAGCUUCGGAGACUAGAAGAACUUGAUUUAGGAAACAAUGAAAUAUAUAAUUUGCCAGAAUCAAUCGGAGCCCUCUUACAUCUAAAAGAUCUCUGGUUGGAUGGAAAUCAGCUGUCAGAAUUACCUCAGGAAAUAGGAAAUCUGAAGAACCUGCUGUGCUUAGAUGUCUCUGAAAACAGGUUGGAAAGACUUCCUGAAGAAAUCAGUGGCCUGACUUCAUUAACGGAUUUAGUCAUUUCCCAGAACUUAUUAGAAACUAUUCCGGAUGGCAUUGGAAAACUGAAGAAACUGUCAAUCUUGAAGGUGGAUCAGAAUAGACUCACACAGUUGCCUGAAGCAGUUGGGGAUUGUGAAAGUCUCACUGAGUUAGUUCUUACAGAAAAUCAGCUCCUGACCCUACCUAAAAGCAUUGGAAAACUAAAGAAGUUGAGCAACUUGAAUGCAGACAGAAAUAAAUUAGUGUCCUUACCAAAAGAGAUCGGCGGGUGCUGCAGCCUCACUGUGUUCUGUGUGCGUGACAAUAGACUAACUCGGAUACCUGCAGAGAUGUCACAGGCAACAGAACUUCAUGUGCUGGAUGUGGCAGGGAACAGGUUGCUGCAUCUACCUUUAUCCCUGACUGCCUUGAAGUUGAAGGCUCUGUGGCUAUCUGACAACCAGUCGCAGCCCCUGCUUACAUUCCAGACAGACACAGACUACACCACGGGAGAGAAGAUUUUAACCUGUGUCUUACUUCCUCAGCUGCCUUCUGAACCUACUUGUCAAGAGAAUCUGCCUCGCUGUGGUGCGCUGGAGAACUUGGUAAAUGAUGUCUCUGAUGAAGCCUGGAACGAGCGUGCUGUCAACAGAGUCAGUGCAAUCCGAUUUGUGGAGGAUGAGAAAGAUGAAGAAGACAAUGAGACGAGAACACUUCUAAGGCGAGCCACUCCACACCCAGGGGAGUUAAAGCACAUGAAAAAGACAGUGGAGAAUUUACGGAAUGACAUGAAUGCUGCUAAAGGACUGGACUCAAACAAAAACGAGGUCAAUCAUGCCAUUGACCGAGUGACCACUUCUGUGUAGAGUUUCACCUCCGAGUUUUACCUCCUGUGUCUUCCUCUGCUGUCCAGACGUUCCUGUCUGCUUCCGGGGAGCCUCACGUGCUCCUUGUCUUAGCUAACCAGCCCCCGUGCGCCAUCCUCCCGUGGAGUGUGGGGAAGCUGCUGUCUCCCAGGAAGUGCCUUACUCGUCCCGCAACCAGUCAGCCACCAGUGGUCUCCCGGCGUGAUUUUUUUUUUUUUUUAAUUUCAGUUGUUUGUAAUAAGUAGAAUACACUACUGUAAACAUACGACUUUUGUUUUUGUCUUAUGUUGGGAUAAGGGAGAGCAGAAAGGGGAAUUUUUAUCCUACUCCCUUCCAUAAAGUGCUGGGACAUUUUGAAUCCCCCAGGUUCCCUUGGACCUACUGAUGAGAGAUAGUUUUAUGUAUGGGGAAAAAUGGAUACUUUUUAAACCUUUUUUGGCAGCUCAGAUGGUGUAAAUUUUAAAAUUUUGUAUAGGUAUUUCGUAACAAAAAUAUGUAUUUCUUUUUUGUUAUUUUAUCUUGAAGACGGUACAUAUUUUAGUAUUUGUGCAGAGAAACAAGUCCUAAAGUAUUUGUUUUUAUUUGUACCAUCCACUUGUGCCUUACUGUAUCCUGUGUCAUGUCCAAUCAGUUGUAAACAAUGGCGUCUCUGAACAGUGAGAUGAGAAUAGGAAUGUGGUAUUUUAAAGCAGUGUUGUAUUUUAAUCAGUAAUCUACCUGGCAGAUUUGUUUUUAACCAAAAAGAUGAAUUAUCAAUGAUUUGUAAUUGUAUCGGUUGAUUUUUUUUUUUGAAAAGAUGAACCAAAGGAUUUGACUGCUAAUAUUUUAUUCCUUACACUUUAACUUUUUCUGAAUAAGUCUCUCAUAAUGAGCGCAGUGUCAGACUGCACCUACUCUGAUGGUAUGUGCCAUUUGUAAAAUAAAAUAGAUCAGAAAAGCACAAAAAGAGAAAACUGGUUCAGACAUUCAGUGGGCAAAUAAAUUAUGUACUGCAAAAGAAUGAUUUUUAUUCAAGAAAGCUUUAAAAGUUUUAUAUCCAGAUAUACAACCACAAUAAAGCAAAAUAACCUAUCAAAAUAGAAAUGUUGCUAUCUUUAUAAGUGCAAUUUAAUUUGUAAAUAGAGUUUGAAUCAAAGUAUCAGAAAAUACUGCUUCAAGAUUUAAUUUUAAAUCUGCGAAUUUAAGGGAUAUUGGGAAAAGUUUUGGUGUGUUUCUGUUGACUUCUUUUUUGUAUGCUGUGAUAAAAGAGAAAUGAAAAGUGCCAGUCACUGUGUGGUGUCUAGGAAAAUCAUAUAUAUUUUUUUUCUCCAAGAAAUAAAUUCUUCCUGGACAUUGGC